AUGGAUCAAUCCUCUGCACUCUUCCUAGCUUUGCUGCUGGUGCUGUUCGUUUUGGUGAAGUGGUUUAUUAAAACCGAGUCCCACCCCUCAGCGCAGCACGCCACGGUAGACACGGGACUCUCGUCGCAGAGCACUGGCGCUGCAGGCGGGCGCGCGCAAGGCACAGGUGCGGUGCGCAGGCGCCGGCGUCCGGUGAAUGAUGACAUGAUUGAAGUCGUUCAGGCGCUGGCCCCCCACUUGCACUCCGAACAGAUACGCUACGACUUGGAACGAUCCGGGUCGGUGGAGGCGACGGUGGAGCGGUACCUGCGGGGGGAAGACUUUCCUUUCCCGCCGGGAUAUACAGCUCCCAUCCCGCCAGAGAGCCCUCAGCAGGACAGCAGCGACCCUCGCAAGCGAAGCAACAUACGUGCUGAUGACCUACUGCAAAAGUAUGAUGUGGAUCCUGCAGAGGACAUGUCUGCAGUGGAGUUUCAUGAGCUAGAUAUGGAUGCGCGGAAGCGUUUUAUGGUAUGGCGCGCUCGUAAGCGGAUGGAGGCAAAUCUGCAGAAAUGA
Molecule: messenger RNA, 555 nt
Organism: Eremothecium gossypii ATCC 10895
Lineage: Eukaryota; Fungi; Ascomycota; Saccharomycetes; Saccharomycetales; Saccharomycetaceae
Gene: CUE1
Product: Cue1p
Exons: 1
Coding region: 1-555 (184 amino acids)
Molecular function (GO): ubiquitin binding
Source: RefSeq, marked provisional